AUGGAACGAACAUCCAGUCGGAGGAGGAUACGCAAACCUCGCGAUGAACUCCAAGAUCCUCCAAGAGUUUCGUCAGAGCUAUCUCGAACGGAUACGACGAGUGACAGAACGACCUUGUCAAGGAGCUGCUUGGCAUCUGUCAUCAUCUUCCUAAUUUUGCUGGUAAGUUUCUUGGGUGUCCCAAAGUCUCCGAACAUUGCGCACGAAAACCAGGCUGUGGAGCAGUCGCUUCACUCCGAUAUUGGUCAGAAACUGCAUCCCGAAACACAUAUUCAUCGGCCGGUGACGACAAUCCGCCUUAACUGGACGGUAACUGCAGCUUAUCUCCGUCCAGAUGGUGUGCUGAAACGCAUCUAUGUGAUCAAUGGUCACUUUCCAGGCCCUGUCAUCGAGGCGCGAUCUGGAGACCGUCUGAUCGUUGAUGUAAGAAAUGGCUUAGAGGACGAGGGUAUUUCGGUGCAUUGGCAUGGCCUGCAUAUGAGAGAUGCAAACCGAAUGGAUGGCACAACAGGGGUAACGCAGUGUGCUAUUAACCCCGGAGAGUCCUUUCUCUAUGAUUUCAACAUCUCCGAUUCGCAGAGUGGAACGUAUUGGUAUCAUGCUCACUCCGGCCUGCAGAGAGCAGAUGGACUUUACGGUGGAUUAGUGAUCCAUCGUCCUACCACAAAAGCCAUUCGAGGAAUCCAAUCCCCGAGCACAGAAUCAGAUAUUCUCAAAUAUGAUUAUCAAAAAGAAAUUCUCCUGCUAGUUGGGGACUGGUACCAUAGGCCAGCGAACGAUGUCCUGAAAUGGUACAUGAGAGCAGCAUCAUACGGGAAUGAACCUGUGCCGGAUUCUAUUCUCAUCAAUGGAGCCGGUCGCUUUGAUUGCGCCAUGGCAGUCCCAGCGCGUCCUAUUGAUUGUUCCAGUGAGAAUCUCAUGCCUCAUCUUAUAGUAGACCCUUCCUGGUCAUACCGAGUCCGAGUCGUGAAUACCGGAUCUCUUGCCGGGGUUUCUCUUCGGUUUUCCCAAGGGUAUAUACGCCUCACCCACGUUGACGGAGGCUUGGAGGCGCAGCAGUUAAUGCAGUCAAGGACAUCCAAUUCAAAGUCCAUUGGCGUCGUAUAUCCCGGUCAACGAGUAGAUUUCAUCCUACGACAUCCUCAGAACACCCGAGCAAAAUCCUCUCUGACUGUGGAGUUGGAUCCUGAAUGCUUCAAAUACCCCAACCCAGCACUUUCUUCUGUCCAAGCAUUUCCAAUAUAUAGCACAAACCCUAAUAGCAUCAAACCAUACAAUCCACAACCCUUAUAUCUCCCAUCAAAUGCGCACAUUAACCUCACUCAAAUAUCCUCCUCAUCGACUCUCCUCUCCGGCCUUCCGCCUGAAGCCCAGCGGACCUAUGUAAUAUAUACAAAGAUAUCCCAGAUGUCCAAGAACCAAAACGUGCCAUUUGGUUAUUUUAAUCACACGUCAUGGCGCCCACAAUCAGACCCUCCAUACCCUCUCGUCGCCCUUGAUCCACGCCAUUGGGAUAAAAACCAGUUCGCAAUUUCCACAGGGAGUGAGCCUGCCUGGGUUGAUCUUGUCGUUAACAAUCUGGACGAGGGAGCACAUCCGUUUCACCUCCACGGCCACAACUUCUUCGUUGUCACUCUCCAUUCCGCAUCUCGCGGCUGGGGUUCGUACAACCCGUUCAACCCCGAUCAACAGCAUCAGCAAUACCAACCCACCUCCCAAGAUCUUUCCAGAGCUCUGUUACGAGAUACAGUGCAGAUACCCCAACGGGGCCAUGCCGUCCUCCGGUUUCGUGCUGAUAAUCCAGGAAUCUGGUUAUUUCAUUGCCAUGUCUUGUGGCAUUUGGCGAGUGGAAUGGCAAUGGUGUUUGAUGUUAUGAACGCGUCUCAAGCAGGGAAGGACCAAGGACUGGUUAACGGGGGAAUCAAGGAGAUGUGUCGAUAUCUGUAG
Histoplasma capsulatum G186AR is the source of this 1947-nucleotide messenger RNA. Its product is annotated as iron transport multicopper oxidase FET3. Lineage: Eukaryota; Fungi; Ascomycota; Eurotiomycetes; Onygenales; Ajellomycetaceae. The record is from RefSeq and is a predicted model, not a curated record. The transcript has 8 exons. Gene Ontology annotation, molecular function: copper ion binding; oxidoreductase activity. Bases 1 to 1947 code for a protein of 648 amino acids.